This is a messenger RNA of Aspergillus steynii IBT 23096, 1129 nucleotides long. Its product is annotated as DUF3129 domain-containing protein. The record is from RefSeq and is a predicted model, not a curated record. NCBI's taxonomy places the organism in Eukaryota, Fungi, Ascomycota, Eurotiomycetes, Eurotiales, Aspergillaceae. The coding region runs from base 44 to 931 and encodes 295 amino acids. The transcript is spliced from 6 exons.
CACUCUUAUCCAUCCGGUGAAGACCUUAAGUCCUCUUUCAACAAUGUUUAUUCACAUUUAUUUCACUCUGGCUGGACUCCUAGUUAGCCAGGCCGUUGCACAUGGCCUGAUUACUCGCAUCCAAGGCGCGAAUGGGGUCGUUAUGGCCGGACUGACUGUUGUGGAUGGUAUGCCUCGGGACUGUCCCUCUGCAGCAUGCGGUGGGCAAAAGGACACGGCAGUCAUUCGCGACCAGGAGAUGGGGAGCAUCAAAGCCUCGGCUUUGGGAAGAACACUUGGAGGAGGCCCAGUCAAUGCUGCUACUGUCAUCGACAAGUUCAUGGGGACUCCGAAAGACCGACGUGGCCACCCUACUCCUGCUGAUCGUCGUCGACAAUUGAUCAACGAUGCUGCGAGUGUUGUCACCAAUGCCGGGGGAACUAUUUUAAAUGGUGUGCAGGACAUCGCUGAUAAGACGCCCUUUGGCGGAACAAUCAAGAGCGCACAAUCUACCGUCGACGAUGCCCUUAGUAUCCUCCCCGGAAUCAAAUCCGGGGCAGUCACUGCGACAGGCACCAAGGAGAAUGGUGUUCAGCUAUACGCCGGAAAGGGAUCCGCUCGCGGCCUUCCUACCGCUUCGGAAGAGGGAAUCGUGACGAUGAUCUACCACCAGGUCAACCAGGAUGGUGCAGGUCCUUUGACAGCCGAUAUUGAUCCCUCGAGCGGCGGAACGGACCCGAAGGCCUUUGUCCGCGCCAAGGUCACCCAGAACAUUCCCGGAGUUGCGGGAUUUUCCACGUCGAGCACAAUGGACUAUGAGGUCAAAGUGCAGGUUCCUUCUGGAGUCCAGUGCCGAGGGACUGUUGGUUCUGCUAAAAACGUCUGCGUCGUGCGGGUUCGCAACACGGCCAUCUCGGGCCCAUUCGGUGGUUCGGCUGCCUUUACGCAAUGAGCACACCAUGGCUCUCUGGUUGAAACGUAGGGGGUCUGGAAGGAUUGCGGGAGAAGUGGUUGUUGUGCUCAGGUCACCUUCCAAAAAAAAUAAAUAGUUACCUUGAACCAAUCAUCGAACUUGAUUUGGGAAGGAGCUACCAAUUCCGACCUACUCAUCGGAUAUGCCAAACAUCACAUUAUUUUGCAGACACCGAUC